Molecule: messenger RNA, 2038 nt
Organism: Culex pipiens pallens (northern house mosquito)
Lineage: Eukaryota; Metazoa; Arthropoda; Insecta; Diptera; Culicidae
Exons: 3
Coding region: 1222-1767 (181 amino acids)
Source: RefSeq, a predicted model, not a curated record
GGAUGACACUUCGCGAUUUGAACGAAAUCGUGCCAAAUCGCACCACAUUCCUUCAUCCUUGCUCAUCUUACCUUCAUCGCGGUCUUUUUUGCUCAUCGCGCCCAAAUCGCGCCAGAUCGCGCUCAUCGUGUACAUCGUGCUCAGAUCGUGCUCGAAUGAAAUUUUUCAUUCAUGCAGUCAGGGUUGCCAUAAAAUAUUCGUUCCAGCAGUUUUCCAUGAAACUGGCCGCACUGUUGAAAUGUUUGUUUUUAUGAUUUCGAGCAGUCCAAAAAGGUAAAUAAACACAAUAUUUUUUCGGGACGGAUUGCCGCCGCUGCCUGUGCUGAAUCUUUAUUCCCGCGUUCCGUGAACCAGAACCGGAAAAUGUUUUCUGCCGGAAGUUUUUUGUUGAGUUUGAGCUGAAGCCUGCCAAUUUCGAUUCAAUUUUUUCGUUUUCGGGGGACUGCAACUGCACGCCUAACUGCUACUGCUAACGAGCCGAUAGAACUCUGGACCGGUGUUUUUGCAGGGCCAUACGCACGAGCCAAAAGCCGGAAACAGGUUUCGGAAGCGAGAGACAGAUUCACCGGAACGAAGAGGACGAUUGUGGUUAGGAAAACUUUUGAGGACAAGCAACAACAGUAGUCAGUUCAGCAGGAGUGAGCAGGUUGGCUACACACGCCUCUUCGCCGGAGUCCCACCGAGCGAUGCCACGCGCUGGUCAUCGUGUCACAACCCUCGACGGCAAUGGCGACGAGUGCCAUCGGUAGAGAAUCAUUGCAGAUGCGCACUUCCGGACCGGUGAAUCGACGGGGGCCUUUCCGUCGAAGGUGUUGCCAACCACUCGGCCACCACUGCUGCUAGACUCGGCCGGAUUGACCAGCACUUCGGGCUUGACGGAACGGGCCGCGGCUAGCCCAAUUCAGGGGGCCUUUAGAGCGAAUCAAUGAAAGCCUGCAGGGCAGCCUUGCCAAUCAAUAAGAUGUUCUUGGUCGACCCAGGAAUGAUGUUUCCGAGAGUAGGCGAUCGCGUGUAAAGACUUCUCUUGCAUGCUUUCAAAAGCUAAUUUACUAAAACAAUUUUUAUAUUCGUAGAUUUGAUAUUUUUUUUCUUCGGAGACGGAACACGAACUGGAGGUCAACUGCACGUUCACUUGAUGCUUCUAAUCCGGUUGAUUACUGGACCAAGCUGACGUUUCUGAUCAACCAUACGCAUGAGCCAAGAGCCGGCCACAUCAAGUACAUGCUUCUUAUUUGGGCAUGUCCCUGGAAAAGGUGCGCACUUUUUGGGCGGGUGCACUUUUCGAAAACCCUCCGUAAAUGCAGAAACCGGUUUCAGAUGGUUGUCAUCCAAAGAAGGCAGGAUUUCUCACUCGGACCCAGUGGACCAAGUACAUGGCCGGGCAGCGGUCGAAGAAACAUUGCGACAUCGCGCACGUUCUGGGCGUUGACGUUGUCGUUGCGCCUCUCCAACUCGUGCAGCGAAAUCCGGCGGACACAGGCGCACAGGAUCUGGCGGUUAAUGUCCUCGCAGAACGGCGUCGAGCCGUCCAGCGGCAGCACCAUGUUCGUUAUUCACAGGUCAAACACCGUGUCAUCGUACUAUAGCGGAUCGUACAUGAAGAAGAUGCCCCGGUGUCCUUGUCCUGUCCUGUCCUUGCUGAACAACUGGGAGCUGUGGCACAGGUUUUCCUCGGCGAGCUUUGAUGCGUUGUUGGCGCCACCAUCCUAUGAGCGAUCCCACGAGCUGAUUAGCGUGUUGGGAAUCAUCAGCGUAACAUUGUCCUAGUCGAUCCAGCCGCAAUCCUUGACGGCACUAGCGACGUGCGCCAGCUGUAGCGAAUCAUCCCAGACGUGCACUUCCGAUCCAGUGAAUUGGCGGAGGUCCGUCCGUCGAAGGUGUUGCCAACCAUUUCGGGACUAAACUCGGCCAGUUAAUAUAAGGAAUAUGUGUGUGUGAUAUUGUGACAGUGUUACUUACAAAAAUUAAUAAAUUUAAUAUUCACGAAAUUCUUUAUUCGAAUUGCAUUUUCACAAAAUUAAAAGCGAAAUAUUUCACG